This is a messenger RNA of Anopheles cruzii, 8943 nucleotides long. It is a transcript of the gene Mgtor, whose product is annotated as nucleoprotein TPR. Gene Ontology annotation, molecular function: structural constituent of nuclear pore. The transcript is spliced from 8 exons. Bases 1 to 8466 code for a protein of 2821 amino acids. Lineage: Eukaryota; Metazoa; Arthropoda; Insecta; Diptera; Culicidae. Gene Ontology annotation, biological process: protein import into nucleus; mRNA export from nucleus. Gene Ontology annotation, cellular component: nuclear pore. The record is from RefSeq and is a predicted model, not a curated record.
AUGGAGGACCACAAGAACGACGAAGGAGGCGGUGGCGGCGUACUGCGAUCGGUGCUUGAAAUGGACGAGCUGGAAACAAUCGGUGAUGGUCCCCGGAAAAAGAUCGAACAUUUCUAUGAGCAAAAGUUUGAAGAAUUCCUUACCGCCCAAGCCUUGAGCGAAACGCGAAAGUUCGAGCUCGAAAAUCUGAGAUCAAAAUACGAACAGCAGAUGGAGGAGCUGACACUGAGGGCGCAAGAUGAGGCAUCCAAGUUCCACUCCGCCCAGCAGGGCAACAAGCAGCUGCAAAUCGAGCUGGAGGACGUAAAGGAAGAGCUCCAAAAGGCGAAGGUGAGGCUCACACAGAACGACGCCGAUACGGCCCGGUUUCGGAACGAGCGCAACGAAGCCGUCAACGAGCGCGACACACUGCUGAGCGCCGUUCAGCGCAAGUCGCUCGAGGUCGAGCGGCUGCAGGCGGACGUCCUGUCGCUCGAACAGAAACUCAAAUCGGCCAACGCAUCCCGCUGCAAUGCGCUGGCCAAGCUGGAAGAGAUCGAGAGCAAAGAGUAUGCGCUCGAUCUGAAGGAAAAGCGAAUGGACCGCGAGCUAACGCACCGCGACAAUCAGAUCGCCAAGCUAACGCAAGAUCACGAUCGGGCCCAGCACGAACUGCAGAUGCUGCGGCGCGACCAAAACAUUCGCUCCCUAACGGUGGACACGAAACUGUCGGAAAAGACUGAGGAACUCAAGAUCGCCAACCAAACGAUCGCCCACCUGUCCGAGCGCGGCGCGGAACUGUCGACGAAGGUCGACGAACUGGCGCUGAAGCUGAAAAAACAAACCGAAGAAGCGUCCUCCAUGAUGGAUCACUACCGGAAGCAGCUCGAAUCGCAGAACCGGCUGUGCGAGUUGUUGCAGCAAAAUUCGACCGAUCAAACGCAGCAAACGCGGGAGCUAGAGAACGCCGUCACCGAGCUGCGCCGUAUGCUGGAAGAGGCCUCCGAAUCGUGCGGAGCGCUCGAGACGGACAAGAAGCAACUCGAGCUAAAGCACGCGGAUGAGCUCGCGGAAAAGGAGCGAACCAUCGGAGAGCUACGGGAAGAGCUGAAGCGUGCCAACGAGCUGCUGGCGGCGGUGCGCCGGGAAAACACCGAGCAAGCGAUCGAACGGCUAGCCCCGUCGGCAGCGGCCACUAGCCGUAUGAUACAGUCGGGCAUGUCGCUGACGGAGGUGUACACACUGUACGUGCGCACGGCCGAAUCGCACAAGAUCGCCGAAAAGGAGAACGAAAAGCUGAAACUGCAGCUGCGCAGCAUCAUGAGCGAGCUGGAGGAAAGUGCGCCGAAGAUCGCGCGCCAGGAAACGGAGUACCAGAUCAUGAAGGACUCGAACCAGGAGCUCACGAUGGAGCUGCAGCGAAUGAUCCGCGAGAAUGCGGAGCACAAAUCGGAACUGGCGGCCCUGCACGAGAAGCUGCGAACGAUCGAUGGUCUGAACCGUACGCUGCAGCAGGAGCGGGUCGACUUGAGCCGCCAGAUAGUGCACCUACUGGACACGAUGCAGCGGAUGCACGUGCCGGGCAGCGGGCACUUCUCGCAGACGGACCACAGUCUCGCGGGCCACGUCGAUGCGAAUGAGUUGAUCACGCGCAAGCUGAUCACGUUCAACGAGAUCGAGGAGCUGCAGUCGAACAACAUCAAACUGCUGAUGAUGGUGCGCGAUCUGAGCAGCAAGCUGGAAACGAUCGAGCAGAUUCCGGACACGGCGGAGCUGGAGACGGCACUGAAGGCGCGCGAGGAGCGCAUCGGCGAGCAGCAGAAGCAAAUCGGGGAGCUCGAGCGAAUGCUGCAGGUGUGCAAGGCGCAGCGCGACCGAUACCAGAAGCGCUUCCGGUACAGCGUUCCCACGGCUCACCACCACACGGCGAGCAUGGCGAACGGGGACGAGUCGUUGGAUGAUUCGGCGGGCCCGAUGGACAGCCCAAGUGCCAUGGCGGCGGCGGCGGCCGCAAGCACGGCGGCGAACGCGGCGCUGGCUGUCCGAGUGUCCGAGCUGGAAGAGAAGCUCCAGGAGCGCCAGAAAGAGCUGGUGGCCCUCAAGGACGAGUACGAGACGUAUCGGCGCGAGAAGCACACCAACGAUAAGAUGAUGAACGAGCACUUUGACAAGAUGCGCACCGAGAUCCAGGAGCUGUCGUCGGAGAACGUCAAACUGGUCGGCUCGAUCGAGUUCAAUGCCGAGCAGAAUCGCAUCAUGCUGCGAAACGCCGCCACGUACAAGAACCAGAUCGGCACGCUGGAGGAGCGCACCCGAAACUACGAAGCGACGAUCGCGAAGCACGAAGCCACGAUCAUGUACCUCAAGGACGAAGCGAUGAGCGCCCAGUCGAAGCUGGCCCGGGCCGAGGUGCAGCUCGAGAACCUGAAAGCGGAAUGCCGCAUCCUCAAGGACAACGAAGCGCGGCUCCAAGCGGAACGCCAGAUUUGGAACCGGGACAAGCAGAACCAGAACAUACUGCUCAACAACCUCGAGAUGAUCAAGGUGUCCAUGGAGCGGUCAGAGAACGAAGGCCGCCUACGGCUCGAGACUCGGCUGGACGAAACGUCGCGCGAAUGUUCGGCCCUCCGGCGACGGCUGCAGGAAGAGCAGGACCGGUUCCGCGAGCAGACGGUGCUGUUGCAACGCCAAACCGACUCGGCACGCCGCCGAAUGGAGGAGGAGGUGGCCGUCGCCGAAACGGUACAGGUGGAGUUGAAAAAUGCACGCGACGAACUCGAAAUUAAGUCCCGCAAAAUCGAAGAGCUCCAUCGGAAGCUCCAGGAAACGAUGCUACCGAACGACGACGACAAUCCGGUGACGCAGGCCAACCGAAAGGUGCGCGAACUGGAGCAGCAGCUCGAGGCCAAACGUAUCGAGCUCGAGGCACUCCAGACAGAAGUGGCCACGGCAAAGGGUCACGUGCAACAGUACGCCGAACUGGCCGAGGCAUCCGAGAAGGAGCUGAAGGAGUUGAACGAACUGUACACCAAGCUGCGCGAGACGAGCGACUCGGAACUGACCACCCUCCGCAAGGCGGAAGCGGAACUGAGCGCGCAGGUCUGUGAGCUGAAGACGCAGCUUUCGCUUAAAAUCACCGGCGCACAGCUGAGUGCCACCGCCGACGGUGGUGACCGCGAGUCGGAACUGCACAAGGCACAGCUCGAGUUGCGCGGCGCGCUCGAGAAGCUCGACGAACAAAACCGGGAGCUGCGCGAAACGCGCAUCAAACACAACGCGCUCCACGAGCAGCUUCAGCAGGCGGAACAAAAGUACUCGCACGAGAUGGUGCAGCACUCGAGCGACAUCCAGCAGCUGACGGCGCUGAAGGACGAAAUGCAGCGUCAGACGGCCCAGUUCGAAGAGCUACGGGAAGCGCGCGAUCGAGCAACGGAUCGGUUGAAGGCGGGCGAAGAGUCCUGGGCGAACCAAGAGCAGAGGCUGCGGGCGGACAUCAGCCAGCUGGAGGAACGGGUGACGGAUCUAAACGCCCAGAAUGGGGCGCUGCACGAUCAGCUGCAGAGCCUCAGUAUGCGGCUUUCGGUAUGCGCGGCCGGCCUGAACGAGAGCGCGGCCACCGUGACCGCCAACAAGGGCGACGAAACGGAUGCGGCAGAGCCGGCCGAUGAGUCGAUGACGGCCGCCGAUUCGUCGUUGCUGAACCGCUCGGUUCAGGAGGACGAAAAGGUGUCGGUCGAGCAGCUGCUGCAGAUCAUCAAGUAUCUGCGCAAGGAGAAGGACAUCGCGAUGGCCCGGUUCGAUCUGUUGCGCUCGGAGAACGUGCGCGUUCAGACGGAACUAAUGUCGCUGCAGAAGAAGCUCGACGAGGCGCAGAGCGAGCUGGCGGCGGACCGGGAACGGCACGAUGCGGGCGUAGUGACGGCCGCCAAACACGAAGAGAUCCUGCGCAAGCUGGACACGUACAACGCCAUCACCGACAGCAAUCGGGUGCUGCGCGAAGAGCGAGACGGGCUCGCGGUGAAGCUGCGGGAACUGUCCCAGCGUCUGCUGGUGGCCGAGGACGAGCUGUUCCCGCUGCAGGAGAAGGUGCGCGAGCUGACGGUGAAGAUCGAAUCGGCGACGACCGAGAGCACGACCCUACGCACGGAAGCGGCCCGCUGGCGGCAACGCGCCAGCCUGCUGAUCGAGCGCUCGAACAAAACGAACCCGGACGACUGGAAGCGGCUCCAGUCGGAGCGUGAGAAUCUGGCCAAAAUGCUCACCAACGAGAAGGAGCUGCUGAAGCGGGCCAACGACGAGCUGGGCACGCUCCGGUUGGAGCGAACGCGCCUCGAAACCGAGCUGGCCACCGUGGCUCGCAAGUUGUCGAGCGCCGCCGAAGAGACCCGUUCGCUGGCGGCGGAACGCGAUACGCUCCAGCAAUCGGUGGCGACACUGACCGGCGAAAAUGGUACCCUGAAGGGUGAGCUGGUGACCCGCGACACCCGGCUGGCCAGCCUGGAGGAGGAACUGGCCGGUGUGCAGCGGGAGCUGGCGGGCAAGGAAGCGCAGCUAACGGAUGCGAAAAACAAAGAACAACAAAUCCGCAAGAUCGCGAAGCGCUACAAAGAAUCGUACAGCGAGCUGCUGAAGGAAAUGGGCAGCGCUGGCCGAAACGUGGUGGACGGUUCGCCGGCGGACGGUUCGGCGGCCGCUGGUAGUGAUGCGGGCGAGGGCAGUUCUGCGACCGCGCAACUUGACGAACUCCGAUCGCAAAUGGUGACGGCCAACGAAGAGAUGGAUCUCCUGCGCAAGGAGAACGAGCUGUUGCGAGCCAAAAUGGAGAAGGCCGAUCGUAGCCAGGACGUGUCGGGGGAAAAGCAACGCAUCGCGGCCCUCAUGGAACAGAAGGGAAGCCUGGUGCGCGAGCUGGCCACCGUCAAGACGCAGCUGGUGCAGGUACGCGAAGAGCAAGAACUGCUCAAGGCCCAGUACGAAGCACGGUUGGCGCGCUACGAGAAGGACAGUGCCGAUGCGGAACGCGACAGCAAAGAGACCAUCAGUCGGCUUGGCCGCGAGAACGAACAGCUUACGAAUCGGUUGCACCAGCUAAUGGCACGCCAGGCUAAGCCCUCGACCAGCGCCGUCGUUGGGGCGGCUACCUCGGAGAAGGUGGCCAGCGAAAGUCCCCGGACGGCCAACGUGAAGCCGAUGGCAGGCCCGAGCAGCCAGCAGUCGGCAACCGUUACACCGCGCCGUGUCAGCGAAACGCCACUGGCCAGCAUUCGCCCGAUGGCAGUCGGUAGCCGAACGGCGGCCGUUCUCCCCACGAGCCAAACGGCCAACAGCAAUGUGGCCAUUGUGCAAGGAUCAUCGUCCUCUUCCUCGGUUGCCGCCCAGCCUUCUGCUGGCGUUUCGACGGCCGCCGCCCCAUCAUCGGCGGUGGCAGUGGCCGUGGCGAACGUCGUUGCCGGAGGGCCAGCGGUCGGAUCUGCGGGCAGCAGCACCACGAGCGGUGGUGUUGCUGGAAGUGGUCCGGCAGCAGCGGCGGUGGCAGGAUCAUCGAGUGUCACGACGGCCCUAGUUCCGCCGCAGCAGCAGGUUCACACGACGGCCUCCAGUAGCAGCGGCAGCAGUUUGAACGAAACGAUUGCUUCCUCGUCGCCCACGAGCUCGCACACGGACUACAUGCCGGCCACGAGUUCGGCCAGCGUAGCGGUAGCGGCCGUUCCGCCGAUGGGAUCGGCCACGACCUCCUCGAACGCGGCCGAAAGCUCCUCUUCUUCCACCUCGGUUAGCACCAUGCAGGCGAUGGCGAUUGAGAGCGACAGCAUGCCGCAACAGAUGAUGGCCGCCGGUAGCGACCAGGUCCAACAGCAACCGCAGCACCAACCACAGGCACAAGCCGCGGUUGCCAUGGUUUUACCGCACGUCGAAGUGAGCCAGCAGCAGCAACAGCAGCAACAGUCGUCCACAUCGCAGCAGCCUCAGUCUCAGCAGCAGCAACAGCAACCAUCGACCGCACAGGCAUCUCAGCUGGCCAACCUUCAGAUCAGCCAGCAGCAAGCAUCUUCGAGUAGCACCGUCACCACGACGCAGGCCGGCCAUAAACGGCCCCGGGAUGUUGAGGGUGACAGUUCCACCGACACGGUCGGGCAGCCAGCGAGCGGCAAGCAGGUGCCGGCAAAGAAACGGCUCCGCAUGCAGCAAGGCGCGACCGGUGAAGCAUUCCAGGGUGUGAGUGGUUCGAGGAAUGAGGUAGAGUAUCAGGUCCCGACGUCAUCGCAACGCGACCAAGAGGACGACACGGACGUCAUCGUCGUGGAUUCGGAAGGAGAGGUUGAGGACAAUGAAGCGGAUGACGUGGAAGAAGAAGAGGAAGACAUUGACGAUGACGAGGACGAAGAUGACGUCGGAAUGGUGGACGAAGGAACGGCCGAAGCCGACGAUGGCCCCCUGUUCGGUGAUGGUUACGAGGUGGGCGAAUCGUACGAAGCGCAGGAGGAACGCGGCGGCGUGGCAGGCGUAGGUAACUGCGAUGAAGGCGAAGGGCCCAAUAUCGAUGACGUGCAGAACAACGAAGUGGAUGUGGACGAUGAGCUGCGCAACGGGUGUGGUUCCUCGUCGACCACUGCGUCCACGUCGACUGCAUCGUCGAGCGGCGGCAAGUUGCAAUCGUCCGCGCAGCCUCCGUCCGUACAGCCGCAAGCCAUGGAUACUAGCGUGGCCGAAACUACCAGCAGCACCAGCGACGGUGUCGGGACGCACGGAGCGCUUGUGGUGGUGGGCCCGGUUAGUAGUGGUGCUGCCGGGUCAUCCACGUCGAUGGAAUCUUCCUCGUCCACGUCGGUGCUGGGUGAGCACGCAAACGAUGCACUGCAGCAACCGCAAACCCCCAGCACCACGACCAGUGGUGGUUCCGCCGGGGAACCGUCCUCGCUGCCGUCGGUGGGCAGUGCCAGUGGAACCACGGCACGGCAGGUAGUUAAUCCACUGUCACGCCAGCAGCAGCAAGCGGCCCAUCUGAUGCUGAUCCAACAGCAGCAGCAGCAGCAACAGAACUACGACGAAAGUGCGGACGAUCGCAUUGUUCCGAGCACGCCGACGCUCUACGCAACGCGACGGACCGACGGGUUCAGUGAAGCCGUCAGCUCGCCCCAUCCGCAGGUGCCGAGUGCGCGGUUCACUUUCGCCGAAACGUCCUCGCGCCAGUCCACGGCCGGUGUCGUACCGUCGAGCGGUGGUGGAGCCAGUUCCGUCGGCCAACAGAUGCUUCCCGAAGGGAUCGACGAGACGCGCAUCGACCUUUCACAGCUCGACGACGCCGCAGGUCCGAGUGGCAGUGGCCGCAGUGUGCCGACCACACCGCAACACACGUCGCACAGUACCAGCAUGCUGAUGGAGCACGGGACACCAUUGUCCAGCGGAAGCCGGGGACCCGCCUGUAGCAGCAGCAGUGCUGCCGGUGGCAGCGGCGGCGGCGAGAGUCAAGUUCCGGAUCUGCAGAUAUCCGGCACGUCGUCGGGCGGUGCGAUUGAGGAGUCGACUAGCGGUGGCAAUGGGAACGGCGGCAGCAGCAGUUCCACGGCCGGGCUGAUCAGCACGAGCGGAAACCUGGACACGACUAAGGAAGAACCGGUCCUGGAGUCGAGCACGUCGUCCGAGGCACAAGCCUCGUCGGCCACGUCGGACGUUGUCGAUCGUAGCGAGAAAGAGUUGCUCGAGGAGGAAGAGGAAGACGAUGACGACGAUGAGGCGAUGAUGGACGGUGGCACAACCUCCAGUGGCACCCCGCAGCAGCAGCUGCAGCAGCACCGUCGUAUCGAGGACGACGUCGACAUGGCCAGCAGCCCACAGCAGCAGCCCGGCCGGUCCAGCAGCAGCGGCAAACAUUCCGCACCCGAGUCGGUCACGGCCACCGGAACGACGGUUGUAGUGGCCGCGCUGGCGGUGCCCGGAACGAGCGGCACCUCAUCGCCAGUCGUUGCCGGAAUGUCGACUCCAUCGAGAACCAGCAGCGAGGCCGACGAUGGCGUAACGUCGGAGGGAGAGAAACUUUCCACCAACAUGGUGCAACCGAUGGACGAGAGCAGCGAAGCGGAUGUCCUGGAAACGCCCAGCAACAAUACUCGCUCCCGUUCCGGUAUUCCGCGGCGGGCACCGGAAACACGCCGCGAGCGUCGCUUUAGCACCGGCAAGCGUGGCGGUAACCGGACGCCGAUCACCUGGAGCGAAGGCAGAGCAUUGAACCGAGUUGGACCACCGCCCGGUAUGGGUUCGCCACCGCACGGCCGCCAGCCUCACUUCCAACAGCCACCGCCACAAUUCAUUCAACAGCAGAUGCACAUGCAACAUAUGCAACAGCAGCUCCAAAUGCAGCAACAACAAAUGCAGCAGCAACAGCAGCAGCAACAACAGCAGCAGCAGCAGCAACAACCAAAAGCUCCCCGGGGUCGUGGCUCCCGUCGUGGAAGAGGCCGCCCCGGGGGUGGUUUUCGAUAUAAGUAAGAAGGAGGUUUGGAAGCACUAAGAAACGCGCUAUUUAUAAGCUAAGACGGAGCCAACGUUCUUCGCGAAGAAUGCAGAGUUACUAACGGAACGGAAGCGGGCGUGUUAGUACGCGGAAGCAAGAGAAAGUCAAAGAAAUAUCGUGAGAAAAACCCGAUUUAUUAUUAUCCCUUACUGGCCACUUACCCAGAGCGAGUGCGUACGAGGCACGUGAAUCGAGACGAUACUAGGAAUAUGCGCUUCAAUUAUUAAGCACGUUACAUUGGUGUGCGAAACGGGAAGCGAAGCUAAUGCUCCACAUCAAUCUAAGGUCUGGUGAAAGGAGUGAAACAAUACGAAGACGAAUGCAUUGCUUUUCGUCCUACGCACUGCCUCACUUCGGGCCGACCACUUGGACUUCCAGGCCCGUCCAGAUCGGACUUAUUCGUAGUAUUAAGAAUGCUGUGUUUCUCGCGAGAUAUUAUACCUAAUAAAUCG